This is a messenger RNA of Saprolegnia diclina VS20, 2063 nucleotides long. RefSeq lists its product as hypothetical. Lineage: Eukaryota; Oomycota; Saprolegniomycetes; Saprolegniales; Saprolegniaceae. The transcript is spliced from 2 exons. The coding region runs from base 570 to 1817 and encodes 415 amino acids. Gene Ontology annotation, cellular component: membrane. The record is from RefSeq and is a predicted model, not a curated record. Gene Ontology annotation, molecular function: transmembrane transporter activity. Gene Ontology annotation, biological process: transmembrane transport.
GCGAGAUCCAGUUGACCAAGAUGGCGGACGCCCAUGGCGGCGUUGGCUCAGUCCGGGUCGAUCGAUGAUGGAUCAAGGACCGCGCUGUCGAGAGCAUUCCUAUAUUGUUUGACCGACUUCCAGACGGCACGAACGCGCAUCAGCAAUACGGUCUGGUCUCGACGGCUAUCGCGGGCAGGCAAACGUCGUGUAAUGCUUGUGCGCCCUGUGUACAGCUGUCCCAUGACAGUGGGCGACGCUACCUGGCGCCUAGCUGGAAGAAUGCACCGCGUUUCACCGUCGCCUGCUGCAUGGCUUCGUAUGCUGUCUCGCCUCGCUCUGUGCUUGCCAUAAUGCGCUGCUAGCUCCUCGUAAGCAUGAUGGCAGGCGUCACCCGAGUGGAUGCGUCUGCCGACGAGACGAUCGUCUUGUCGAGAGGCCUGGCCCACGUCCAGCGGUCGCUCACACCUGCCACGUCGAAAGAUCCUGUUCGUUGAUACUAUCCGGAUCAUCGAUGCCAACCGGAUAGAUUGCCUAUUUCGUGCGAUGCCAUUGGCUGAUCCAUUUUCCUAUUGUUGCGCUCGGCCAGCAUGGGCAUGGGGCGGCGGUUCGUCUUUGGCCUGACGUAUGCUGCGUACAUUGUGGUUUAUUUCACGCGCAAGCCGCUGUCCGUGACCAAGUCGACGCUCACAACGACGCACGCGCACUCGGAAGCCGAGCUCGGGCUCAUCGACACGGCCUUUCUCAUCGCGUACGCGGUCGGGCAGUUUGCGUCGGGCCUCGUUGCAUCGCGCGUCGGCGUCCGCGUCGGUCUCGCGAUGGCGUUUGUUGGCACGGGCGUCUGUGCCUACCUCUUUGGUGCGAGCGACUCGAAGGACGUCCGGGCGAUUGCGUGGUGCCUCAACGGCGUCUUUCAAGCGCUCUUCUUCCCGCUCAUUGCCGACGUGCUCCGGGCGUGGUUUCCGCCGUCGACGCGCGGCCAAGUCAUGGGCUUCUGGACGACGUGCCAGCAAGUCGGCGGCUUCGCCACGAGCGCAUUUGGCGCCUACGUAUUGAGCCAACCGGGUCUCUCGUGGCGCGACGUGUUUACGAUGCCGAGCUAUCUCUCGGUCGCGUUUGCACUUGUGACGCUCACGCUGCUCUCGCCCGCGCCCGUCUCGAGUGACAAGAGCUUGCACAAUGUCUUGCACACGCCGUCGACGUCGACGCUGUCCAUACGUGACGUACUCGAGCUGCCCAACCUUGUGCACAUAAGCGCUGCGUACUUUUGUAUCAAGCUCGUGCGCUACACGUACCUCGGCUGGCUCCCGUUCUACUUGACCAACAUGCUGGGGUACUCGGCGCCGCAGGCCGUCCUCAUGUCGACCGUCUUUGACCUCGCGGGCACGCUUGGCAGCGUUCUCUGCGGCAUCGUCUCGGACAAGGUGUAUCUCGGGCACAGCGCCAAAGUCGUGGGGCCCAUGUGUCUUUUCUGCGGCGUCACGACGCUUUUGUAUCCGCAUGUUGCGCCGCUCGGACAAGGCGUCAACCUCUUCACGAUGGCGCUUGUCGGGCUCUUUGUCGCGGGGCCCGACUCGAUGCUCGGCGGUGCAGCGUGCGCUGAAGUCUGCGACCGCGCAAACGCGCCGUCGGCCUCGGCCAUGGCCACGGGUAUCGCCAACGGCAUGGGCUCGCUCGGUGCGAUAGCAUCCGGCAUGCUCCCGAUUCUUCUCAAGGAGCACUUUGGCUGGGACGUUCUCUUCUACGCGAUGGGUCUCCUUGCCAUGCUCGGCGGCCUUCUCUUGCUGCCAAUGAUGCGUGUUCGCCCCAGUGGCAGCCAUAAGACCAAGGACUCGUAGCUGUUCAAUACAAUCCAGCAGGACCAUGUUCACUAGUAGGUAGCUCUGAGGUCGCUGUUGCGUGGCCAAGUAUUUUCGGGGACCUACGACUGCUAUCGAUUGCAUCUACGAUAGGCACUAUGUAGGGUUAGUAUCAAGCUGGUAUCAAGUGGCUGACAUAGGUGGACACUCGAUGGAUAGCACGCUAGCACCGUCAUAGCUUCGAUAGGUUGCGAGGCAAUUCUUUGAAAGGUCGCUCGCAGAUUA